CGGGGGUCUCAGGCGUUCAAUGGGUGUCUAUAUACGGGCCCUGCGUCGCAAUUUUUCCUGUUCUUCCGUUACAAUUCUCUUAUUGCAUUUUUUUUCUUCUUUCCUGCUCUUAUAUACCCUGCGAUCCUGCAAUUAAUGCAAGUGCAAGACCCUUUCGCGCAUAGAUUCUGCUCGGAAGUACACUCCGCAAUAUUUCACUCUGAACACUGUUUUUCCUGCCAUUGAGUGUGCAAGAACCUGGUAAACAGUCUCCAAUUGAUCCAACAAACCUCUGAAUUUGUCGACGUUGAAAACUUUCACAAUGGUCAAGAUUACUGGCUUCACCACACGGGAUGUGCGGUUUCCCACCUCCCUCGACAAGACUGGCUCUGAUGCCAUGAACGCGGCUGGUGAUUAUUCUUCCGCCUACUGCAUCAUCUACACAGACUCUGACUAUAAGGGCCAUGGCAUGACCUUCACUAUCGGUCGUGGCAAUGAAAUCGUCUGCGCUGCCAUUUCCCUCCUGGCCCCGCUCAUCGUUGGCAAGGACCUCGACGAGCUCACCGCUGACUGGGGCAAGACCUGGCGCUACCUGGUCUCCGACAGCCAGCUGCGCUGGAUCGGCCCCGAGAAGGGUGUCAUCCACUUGGCUCUGGGAGCUGUUGUCAACGCUCUCUGGGACCUGUGGGCCAAGACUUUGGGUAAGCCUGUCUGGCGCAUCGUCGCGGACAUGACCCCCGAGGAGUUUGUCCGCUGCAUUGACUUCCGCUACAUCACCGAUGCUAUUACCCCGGAGGAGGCACUGUCCAUGCUCAAGGAGAUUGAGGCUGGUAAGCAGGAUCGUAUCAAGGAGGCCGAGGCUAGCCAGGCUGUGCCUGCGUAUACCACCAGUGCUGGCUGGUUGGGCUACAGUGAGGAGAAGCUGAAGAAGCUCCUCGAUGAGAGUGUUGCGCAGGGAUAUAAGCACUUCAAGUUGAAGGUUGGUGCAAGCCUUGAGGAUGAUAAGAGGCGUCUGAAGAUUGCCCGUGAGGCUAUUGGUUAUGAUAAGGGCAACAUCUUGAUGGUGGAUGCCAACCAGGUCUGGUCUGUCCCAGAGGCCAUCACCUGGAUGCAAGAACUCGCCGAGUUCAAGCCCUGGUUCAUCGAAGAGCCCACCUCCCCUGAUGAUAUCCUCGGCCACGCCGCCAUUCGCAAGGCCCUCGCCAACACACCCCACGGCACCGUCGGCGUUGCCACCGGCGAGAUGUGCCAAAACCGCGUUAUCUUCAAGCAACUUCUGCAGGCCGGUGCCUUGACCGUCCUCCAGCCCGACGCCUGCCGUGUUGGCGGUGUCAACGAAGUCCUCGCCAUUCUCCUCCUGGCUCGCAAGUUCAACGUCCCCAUUGUCCCCCACUCCGGCGGUGUCGGUCUCCCCGAGUACACGCAGCACCUCAGCACGAUCGAUUACGUCGUUGUCUCGGGUAAGAAGAGUGUGUUGGAGUAUGUGGAUCACUUGCACGAGCACUUCGUGCACCCGUCCAGCGUUAAGGAUGGUUACUAUGUUACCCCUAUGGAGCCGGGUUAUAGCGUGGAGAUGAAGGCUGAGAGUAUGGAUGAGUUCUCGUUCCCUGGUGAAGAGGGUAAGAGUUGGUGGCGCUCGGAGGAGGCCAAGGUUAUCUUGGAGGGUCCCCGUAUCGUUUAGAGAAGAGGGGUAAGCAUUAUGUCUUUACGCGUAUUCAUGUCCAUAGCUUUUUAUAAAAUUUGAUUUCUUUAACAUUCAAC
Penicillium brasilianum is the source of this 1740-nucleotide messenger RNA. The record is from the annotation of a GenBank genome assembly. Lineage: Eukaryota; Fungi; Ascomycota; Eurotiomycetes; Eurotiales; Aspergillaceae.